GCUGCGUGGCGCAGAGGGUCCUACUCCCUCUCCAGACUUCUUCGCUUUCUAUCAGCGGUUGCCGGUUGGAGAGGUGCGCGAAGGGGCUUGGAUCAGAGCUCUCUCUUUACAUCCACGGAUUAGCAAUGUGUGCUUUAAUUUUCCGAGCUGAUAAUGGUGUUAGAUGUUGAAUUAUAGCAUCUUAAUCAGAGAAUGUCACAAACAUCUGGUGGUUUUCUGCUUCCUUUGGGCUCCUUGUUGGGACAGAAAAGAGUUUCUCCAGCUGAAGCAGAGUGCAAGGAAACUGAAUCAAGUGAUGAAUUAUCAUUUCCAACAACACUUGAAAUGCCAGCUGCUUCACCAUUUGAAAAUAAAAAUAUUAUAGUCACAGGUGCUAAUAAGCAAACAUACACAUCAUUUAAAUCACUGCCACCCAGACCACCAAAAGACUUAUCACAGCGAGAGGAAUCUUUACAAAAGGACAAACUCGAUCAUUUAAAUGGAUCAGGACCACAAAACAGUUUUGCCAAAUCUCUGCAACAAUCUGAAACUUUUCUCUGGAAUCGUCUUCAGCCUGGGUGGAAAUGGCUAAUGGCUAAACACCAAGGGGAAGUUUGUUUUAAAGCAGAUAGUGAUGAUCAAUUGCUGGCUUCAGACUUUGAUAGCAGACGUUCUUCAGGGAGAAUGCUUGAGGUGGAGCAGAUUGUCUUUGAAUUGGAGAAAUGUUGCCAACUGCAACAAAGUAAAGGUACUUUAUUUCAUGGUCUUGUGAAAACAUUACCCGUGGAUAUUUUGGGCACUACAGACUUUCAGUAUCAUCAAGUCAUAUCAAACUUGGGAAACAAUUAUGUAAAGCUUAGGAAACUAUUGGAACAUAGAUCUUGUAUUCUUCUUAAUGAAGCAUAUGUCAAAAACCUAAGAGGAGCAUCUAACUUCAUAAGGAAAUUAGAGCAUUUGCUAAUGCAAGAGAAGUCCAAAGCAGUAAAUGUGAACAUUAGUCAUUCAAAUGUCACAUCUCUGAAGGAACUUGGGCAACUAUGUGAAGAAUUGAGAUGCCAUACAAACCACUGGAAAAGCUUAGAAGAAAAAAUUAAGAAUGACCCAUGGUUGAAUUGCAAGUUGUUGCAUUUGAAGAAAAAUUUUAUUUCCAUGAAGAAAACAUUGACAUUAUUAAGCAUAAAUGCUUUAUUUGUCAUGGAGCGAUAUAUUUCCAAAGUACUUCGUACACUAGCCUAUGCUGACCCAUACAGCAUAGCCUCAGGAUCACUUCAGGAAUUUUUUCGGGGUUUGGAAAUAUACAAUGUUAUUGUAUUGGAAUCUAAAAUACCUCAGUUACAAUUUGAACUGAAUAAUUCUAUUGAAGAAAUUAAUAUAAAUGAAUUUGAUUUAUUCAGUCAAAGACUGAAAGGAACAUUGUGUAAGCAGGAUGGGAUUUGGAAAAUUGAACCAUUUCUGAUAGAGAGAAUAUUGAACAUUUUAGCUAAUGAAAGAGGGAGAAUUGCAGCCUUUUGUUUUUAUGAUGCCAUCAUGAUGAAUAAAAAAUUUCUCUCAAUUGUGAACCAUCAUAAUCUCACAGCAUUAGACUGGGAAAAUAUAAAAUUCUCAUUUCUUAGAUUUCCAGGUAGUCAUGAUAUUUUUUGUGCUGAAGAAAUUAAAAAUACUCUGUGUCAACCAGAAUUGGGAAGCAGUCAACAAGAAUUGAAAUCUCGUAGUUGUAAGAAAUCUAUUCAAAAAUUCUGCAUGGAGGAUGAAGUGUUUCUAAACAAAAUCAUUAAUGCUCUUUAUGCAUCCAACAUAUUUUGGCAACAUGUUUUGAAUAGACCCAAGACAGGUAAACUACAGGAAACUAGAGCAGAAGAGCUGCAGUUGCAACGCACCAUCUUUUCAGGAGAAAAUAACUCUCAUCAGAAUUUAAAAAACAAUCAGUAUAAUGAAAUAACUGGAGAUCCCUUACUUUCCUCUCUCAUGAGAAAAUCUGUACGUUGGGAAGACUAUACAUACUGUGAAGGAAAGAUUCUGCUGUUUUCAAAAUACACUGCUAUAUUGUGGAAAUCCUUUGCAACUCACUUGAGCGAUCAAUUCUAUUUCCUGCCACUGUUUGCUUCUGGUGGCUCUAAACACAACAUUGGAAAGCUGGACCAGUGCAAGGCAGAAAUAUCAGCACUACUUAUUCAAGUACUGUAUGAAGCAUGUUACAAAGGAUUACUGCCAAGUGACUGUGAACCAUUUGUAAAGGAUCUUUGUGUAUCUAUGUGGUCACGGAUUGCUCUAAUUCAUUGGGAUCAAGUAUUCUGCAGCACCCUAGGAUCAAUAUUGAAGGAUAAAUGUUUUCCUGAUCCAGAAACAAAGGGAGCCACACAAAGAAGCAGGACAGCGGGGCUUUUCCUGGCACUCUUUCAUCCUCUCUGUAUAACAUUAACCUGGUUGAUGGAGCAAGCUCAAAAUCAAGGUUCCAGUAAUGGAGCGGUUUGUAAGCUUGUAGUGCCGUCUAUCUUGGUGCGAACAUUGAGUCAUUGCAUUACGACGCUGCAGACCUCUUCCCAUUGGUUAAUGACCAAAGGAUUCCAGUUUCUUUCUUCUUGGUCCAUGAAUCAGUUUCUACUUCUAACUCAAGGGGAUCUAAAAAUUCUUGAGGUGAUGACAUCGAAGAUGUUGCAGCUGGCGGAAACCUUUUGUGUUGAAGAAAAUCAUAUCCAGGGAAUCCAUCAGUCUUUGCUGCAAGCUGAAGUAAAAUCACUGGUAAAAGAACUUGGCUGUGCUGCUGCCAUCUUCAGUACAUUCUCAGUGAAGGCACUGACAGUAUUUUCAACUAAAUGUCGAAAGAUGGCUCUUGAGAUAUUUGAACAGACCAUGCCAGUGGGACGACAGUGGAGGGUAAAUUAUCGAUCAGUUGUGCUCCCCAGUAAAUCCAAUGAAUAUGCGACUGCCGCCGUGCAUGCUAUAUUUGGUCAGGUGCUGGAGGGGAUUCAUCAGCUUCCAGAAGAUGCUCAAAUCAUCCCAUUGACAGAAGCCUUGACUGCUUUCGUGGAGGCCUGGAUGGAUCAUAUAUUGAAAGAAAAGAUAAAAUUUAGUGUCCAGGGUGCCUUACAGCUAAAGCAAGAUUUUGAUGCAAUUAAAGAAUUAAUCUGUUCAGAUGAGCAACGACUAUCAAUGGAAGUCAGACAGGCUGUCCUUUCUCUUCGUGUCUUCCACCAAGUGGACAAUGCCAUUAUCUGCCUCCUCCAGCAACCUACCAGGAAGGUCUAUGUUCCAUCAGAUACUUGGGACCGUUUCAGAAGCUGCUGCUCCUCUUCCAGCAGGACGGUUGACUUCAGUCAUCAGAACUUGAACAGUCUUGACAGUCUGGAUCUACGGUCUGAAAGGACAAGAGCAGCCUUUCAGUCUGAAGCUUCUGAUCAACUGAGUAAGAUUAUAACUACUGGGCACCCAGAGUCAUACUUGGCAGUAAAUCAGCAGGAGUGGCUUGCACUGCGAGUGAACAGCAGUAGACGCAGGAAAAUUCUCCGCUUGCCAUGUAUGAAAAACACCCCAGAAUAGUGAGCGACAUUUCUGUCUCUGUUUAUCAGUGGGGAAAACUGACCCAUAGACUUGCACUUUAACACUUAUUUGAGUUAAGUAUAGUGCUGUUUUAGAUUCUGAGCUCCAUUAUAUUUCCAGUUUGGUGAAUAAUUUACCAAAUUUUGAAGGGAAGCCUCAAUGUAUAUUGCAACGCUGAAAUAUUAGCAUUUCAAAAGCUGAUGACCAAAAGCUCCUUUGCCGAAUUAAUUGUAAUAUAAUAUUGCAAGGCAAAAUUUUAAAUGUUCAUUUUUGUACGAUGUUUAUUUGUUCUGAUUUAUGCUGUCUUGAGUUCAAAAGGAUUCGGUAUCCUAUGUUGAAAGCCAGUAUUUUUUGAUUUAAAGAUAUUCUAUAUAAUAAUUUAUCAUAUGUUUAAAUACACUGAUGCUAAUAGAACAUGUUUAUCAAAUAUCUAAUCUUUGGAAUUAUACUGCCUCUACAAAAUGUUUUUAAUACUGAAAUUUAGACAAUGCCUGCAAUAAUUUAUACCUUUUUUGGAGGGCUGUCAGCUGAAGAAACUGUAAACAAUAUUUAUGGAUUUCCUGUUUUUAAUUAAAUGUUCUUUAAAAAAGGAUUUUGUAUUUAAACUUUAUGUAUUAAAAUAUAAUGUUUUUAUGUGUGCAAAUUUA
Molecule: messenger RNA, 4163 nt
Organism: Hypanus sabinus (Atlantic stingray)
Lineage: Eukaryota; Metazoa; Chordata; Chondrichthyes; Myliobatiformes; Dasyatidae
Gene: ccdc142
Product: coiled-coil domain containing 142
Exons: 13
Coding region: 193-3516 (1107 amino acids)
Source: RefSeq, a predicted model, not a curated record